GGCGUGAGCUCGCGGGAGGGUCGUUUCUUCCCCCCGCCCCGAGGAAGCGAAGGCACGCGGGGGCGGCGUGAGAGCGCGGGGCUGUUGGCUGGGGCGGUUUAGAGCCAAGCGGGGCGCCCCUCCCCCUCUCUUUCUGGGCUCUUGUGUGUGUGUGUCUGUGUGUGUGGAAGGGGGGAGUUGUUGCUUCCCCUUGGUUGGGACGGGAUGUCCCAGUAGCGGCUGGAGACCGGCACGGACGGAGGCGUUGAGCGCGAGCAGGACCGCGAGCUGUCCAGGGUGGCUGAAGCGAACGGAGGAAGGAGCGUCUCUUUUUGUGGACAAAGCUGAGCCUGAAAUACAGUGGACUGAACUGCAGAUACAGACCUUCAUUCUACUUCUGAACAUUUAAGUAUCUGAUAAGAAUCUUCUUUUCUUGCUAUUUAAGAAGAGCACUGCAACAGGAAUGCGCAGUUUAUUAACUCCAAGUUGUUAAUGCAUGAAGUAAGGCAUUCUUGUGAAAGCACAUCUCCAUAUUAUAGUGGUUGUCCUGCAUGCAACACACUUGCUAAUUUUUUUCUACUCAUAAUGCAACUUGAUGGAAGAAAAUGUUCUAUUAAACAUGUGUGAAGGUCGUUCAUUUCAUGUCCGUUACAGAAUGGAAGCUUCUUGCCUGGAGCUAGCUUUGGAAGGGGAGCGGUUGUGUAAAGCAGGAGACUGUCGGGCUGGUGUAUCUUUCUUUGAGGCUGCAGUUCAAGUUGGAACAGAAGACUUGAAAACCCUCAGUGCAAUUUAUAGCCAGCUGGGCAAUGCCUAUUUUUACUUGCAUGAAUAUGCAAAAGCUUUGGAAUAUCAUCACCAUGAUCUAACACUUGCAAGGACCAUUGGUGACCAGCUAGGAGAAGCUAAAGCAAGUGGCAAUUUGGGCAACACCUUAAAGGUCCUUGGGAAUUACGAGGAAGCAAUUGUCUGUUGUCAGAGGCACCUUGAUAUUUCCAGAGAGCUAAACGACAAAGUUGGAGAAGCAAGGGCACUUUAUAACCUUGGAAAUGUGUAUCACUCAAAGGGUAAAAGUGUUGCCUGUGCAGGUACGCAUGAUCCUGGGGAAUUUCCAGAUGACGUUAAAGCUGCGUUACGGAAAGCUGCAGAUUAUUAUGAGGAGAACUUGGCAAUUGUGACAGAGCUGGGUGAUAGAGCUGCCCAGGGGCGUGCUUAUGGAAACCUUGGAAAUACUCACUAUCUCCUGGGGAAUUUCAGGAAUGCUGUCAAUGCCCAUGAACAGCGCCUCUUAAUUGCGAAGGAGUUUGGUGACAGAGCUGCAGAAAGAAGAGCCUACAGCAAUCUUGGAAAUGCCUAUAUUUUUCUUGGAGAGUUUGAAACUGCUGCUGAAUAUUACAAGAAGACAUUACAGCUUGCCAGGCAGCUUUCAGACAGAGCUGUAGAAGCCCAAGCUUGUUACAGUCUUGGAAAUACAUAUACUUUACUUCAGGACUAUGAAAAGGCUAUAGAUUAUCAUUUGAAGCAUUUGGCAAUUGCUGAAGAAUUGAAUGACAGAAUUGGUGAAGGAAGAGCAUGCUGGAGUUUAGGUAAUGCAUACACAGCCCUGGGGAACCACGAUCAAGCAAUGCAUUAUGCAGAAAAACACUUAGACAUUUCACGAGAGGUGGGAGAUAAAACUGGAGAGCUAACAGCUAAGCUUAACCUCUCAGAUCUUCAGAUGGUUCUUGGUCUAAGUUUUAGCACUAAUAACUCAGUGAUGACAGAAAAUCAUAUUCCAGAUAAUGGCUUGAAUGGCACUAGACCCCGGGUAGGACGUCGCCACAGUAUGGAAAAUAUGGAACUGAUGAAGCUGACGCCUGAGAAGGUUCAGGACUGGAACAGUGAAAUUCUAGCAAAACAGAAACCACUAGUUCCCAAACCUUCAGCAAAACUGCACUUUGUAAAUCGAUUAAAAGGCAAAAAAUACAAAAACAUCACUUCAAAGGUUCUUCAGGAUGCUAGUAAUUCUAUUGAUCAUCGGCUAAGUUCACCGAAGAAAAAUAGCACAGAUGUACCUGGAGAUGAAGGGUUUUUUGACUUGCUGAGUCGAUUUCAGAGCAAUAGAAUGGAUGAUCAACGAUAUUGUUUUCAGGACAGAACUAGAUUGACAGCAACUGCAUCGUCUACACCAUCUCGAGCAAUGAAAAAAUCCUUUUCUACUUCCAUGAUCUCGCCGCAUACAGACGAAUUUCUAGAUCUACUUGUUAGCUCGCAGAGUAGACGUCUAGAUGAUCAGCGAGCCAGUGCCAGUAACUUACCAGGACUUCGGCUUAAUCAGCAUAAUAGCCAGUCAGUGCUUGGCCAUUUGAUGAGUAGUAGCAGCAGUGAACCAGAUGAGGAUUUCUUUGACAUCUUAAUAAAAUGCCAGGGUUCCAGAUUAGAUGACCAAAGAUGCGCACCACCACCAAAUAUUGCAAAAGGGCCAACAGUACCUGAUGAAGAUUUUUUUAGCCUUAUUUUGAGAUCACAGGGGAAGAGAAUGGAUGAACAGCGAGUCUUUCUACCUUCUGGUUUGAAGAGGCCAAACUCCAGCUAAUGGACAUAAAAAUUUCUUGGAACAAUCGUAAAAUCAGGGGAUUAUGUAGUACUGUAAAGUUUUUUUUAUAUAUGUGCAAGGAACAAUGCCUUUAAGGAAAAAAUGUAAAAUCUGGAAUAUUAAAAAUACUGUGUAAUUUUACAUAGUUUAAGGUACAGUUUCUGCUGCCACUGCUUGGAAAUCAAGUGUCUAAUGUUUGUAAAGUGUCACCUGCAUAGUAUAUAUAUAUUUCUUUCUCCCCUGCUGGCCUUUUUUUUUGUAAAUAUACUAGUUUUGUUUGAUGGUGGUAGUGCUUAAGGUACUUUUGUCACAAAUUUGUGAAACUUCUUGCGAAAAUUAUGUAAUUUAAAUAACAAAACUAGAAAUAGCUUCAAUGGAUUUUCUAACUUUUGCAUAGUAUAAAAGUUCUAAAAGUUAUGUGUGUAUCUUUUUUUAAAACCAUAGAAAAAAUAAACCUUGGUACUAUCUAAA
Messenger RNA from Pogona vitticeps (central bearded dragon), 3022 nucleotides. NCBI's taxonomy places the organism in Eukaryota, Metazoa, Chordata, Lepidosauria, Squamata, Agamidae. The record is from RefSeq and is a predicted model, not a curated record.